Molecule: messenger RNA, 942 nt
Organism: Penicillium mononematosum
Lineage: Eukaryota; Fungi; Ascomycota; Eurotiomycetes; Eurotiales; Aspergillaceae
Exons: 1
Coding region: 1-942 (313 amino acids)
Source: RefSeq, a predicted model, not a curated record
AUGGGACCCGCCUUGGAUUCUGCCUCGACAGGAGAGCCUGAUACCAGUUUUGAGGCUCUACCCCCCUCUGGGUCCUCUGAUGUCAGUAUGGAUCAACUAGCACUCUUGCCUGUCUCAACCAUGCCCUCUCUCAUCACAGCCUUACCAACCGAUGCUGUCGUCCGUGUAUUAAAAAGCCUCGAACACGUCAAGCUCGAAGCUGAAACGAUUGUGCAAAAGUUCGAACAAGAUGCAGAAUACAGCGGAAAUCAGUUCUUGGUGCUCCUAAAGUUACACCCGCAAAUGGCGGAACGACUCUUCAAUGACCAUCAUUGCCUCGAGGGGAUCGACUACCGCUUCGAGUUCGAAGACGACACUGGUGUUUUGCGUUUGGUGCCCGGAUACCAACACGAGUACACAACGAACGGCUUGUUUCAAAAAAUCAAUCGACAACUCGAUUGUAUGGGAUUGGACGAAUGUUACCGUUGGGGCGGAGCGACAAGAUACAGAUCCACAGGACGCGGCAAGGAGGGUGAUCAAGUUUUUAGCCCUGCCCAACGUUGGCCAUCCGGCAAUGGAUUAAGCUGGCCAACCGUGGUCAUUGAGACGGGGUUCUCAGAAUCACGACCAAAGCUCGUUCAAGACGCUAGAUGGUGGUUUGGUUCUUCAAAUGGCCAAGUACAGAUUGUGAUUCUUAUCUCCAUUACCAAGCACGCUGUACACAUCGAAAGAUGGCAGCUUGCUCCCCCUGAUGCCCCAAAUCCAUUGACUCGAUCAUAUAUCAAUGCCUUGCGGAACGAUCCUAUCAAUGUCCCACCCUCCACCCCACAGUCACUAAAUGUCCAACAACCAUAUUCUUGCGCGGAGAUUGACGUCACUGCCAACAAUGUCGUUGGCGCCCCCUCUUAUCAUACCAUUUUGUGCACUCUUCGACGUCCCCUCCCGUCCACGCAACAUGCAUGA